UGGCUUCCUUUUUUGUUCUCUUUUCCAACUCAUUCUGCAAAAUUAGACGCCUUUUAAUUUUAAUUUACAAAACAUACAAGCAAAAAAAAGCGAAUCCAGUCCAGAAAUGGCGGUAGACACAGUAUACAGCGUGAAAGAGGGCAAAGAAACGGCACUGAGCAUCACACUGCACAAUGAGCACAGUGUGGCAGAGCCAAACGCAGGCUGCGGAAGGCAUCCGUGGCACAGCAUUCUGGGCGCAGUUGCUGAGACGCAGUCUUCUUGCCAGCAGGACUCGAGGCAGGGCUUGGGUAGCGGGCAAGCGGCCAAUGCGCAGUCAAACACAAGUGCUCUGAUGGGCAUGGAGGAUAUUACAACACAAGGGCUGCUUGAUGGGCUGGAAGAGCUCUACGACCAGCCGAGUGAAUCGAUCUUUCUGCUGCCCGGACCGAGCAAAGCUGGCUCAUUGUUGCCGGCGGCGGCUGGCAAAGAUGCUGUAGAGACUGUAAAUAAGAGCGAUGCGGCCGAUUGCAGAGACAGCGCUGCCGAUAAGCAGCUGGCAGACAUGGAUUCUCAGGAGACUGAGAGAAUUGUUGAGCAGUUUGGCAGGUUCUCCAGCGCACGGCUCGGCGCGACAUCCGAGCCCAAUGCUGGCGGGCGGCAACGUGCGGGGCUUGUUGCUGGCCACAGCGUGCGAGCAGGCAAGGCACCCGACCCAGGGCCAGAACCCGACCCCGGACUUGAAUCUGAACCUGGACCUGUAGCUGGACCUGGACCUGAAAAUAGAUCCGAGACUGCGGCCGACUCCAAGCUGGGGAGAGUUGACGAGCCCACGCCAGAGGAAUCCCCCGCCAACACCAUGGAAUUCGAUGGCAUGAGCGAGUCGGAGGCCCUGGGCAUCAUUGACUCAAUGGACGAGUUUGCGCGCGCGAACGCAGGCGACAGCUGCAGCGCCAAGCCAGAGCUUUCCAGCACUGGCGGCGACGCAGAGAUAAAAGACAUGGUUGACGAAGAGGCACAGGAGAUCAUAUCGCAGUACGGCGGGUUCUUAAAAGCGCGAUCUGUGGCAAGGGCUGGCGAGACCGCAGGCCCUGCAGUGCGCAGUCGAGCCUCGCUGCACCCGCACCCGCGAGCGCUCACGCCUUUGAAUUCGCCGGCGGCAGCGCGGGUUUUGUCACGGGCGGCUCAGCCUACGGCGCCGGUGGCCGCGCCUGCAACGCCCCGCAGCGCUGUGCCAGGAAGCGCGGGGGUGCCGCCAAAGAUGGCCAGCCCAUUCCCGUCGCGUCAGGAGGUUCUCUCGGCAAGGCGCGCCCUCAAGGGCGACGCGGGCAGGCCGCCUGCGCUGUCGUUCAGCACGCCGCUAGGAAAGCCCAGGUUGCGCCUGGCUCUCAGUGCUCUUCCCCCUCUCACAGCAGCAGCGGCACCAGCAGCGGCAGCAGAAUCGACACAAUCAGCGGCUGCGGACACACCGCCAGCAGCACCGCCAAUGCUGGCAUUCAAAUCGCCAGGCCUCAAGCGCCAGGCGCCGCGCAUGGGCUUUACGCCACCAGCCAAGCGCGCGUCGUUUGCGCAGCCGUUUCGCUCACCAGCAAGAUCGGCCGACCACAGCCCAGCGCCGCUGCCAGGGCGCGUCAAGCCGCCGCCGAAGCUGCCGCCGGUUACAGUGCGGCGGCAAGCAGCUGCGGGUGCUCGCGCGCAGCUAGAGGCCAGGGCGGCAGCGGCUCCAAGGGACACCCGCGGCGAGCGCUGCGGGUUGCAAGCGGUGGCAGACGAGAUUGCGACCACAGCCGAGCAGGCGACGGCGCACGGCGUUCCCGGCGACGUGCUGGCGAUGACGGCGGCAGCGGCCGGCGCGUACGCGUUCGCAAUAGGCACGGGCCGGUGGGGGUGGGCUGAGGCGCGGCAGACGCUGCUGGCGCGCGGCUGUGAGCCGAAGGUUGUGGCCGAGGCGUGGGUGCGCAACCACUUUCGGUGGAGCGUGUGGGCAGCGGCCAGCUACGCGCGGCGGCUGCCGGCGCGGUGGCGCACGCUGUGGUGCGUCGAGGCCGUGCUGGCGCGGCUGGUGCAGCGCUAUGAGUGCGAGUAUUUGCGCGGGCAGCGGUCGGCGCUGCGGCGCGUGCUGGAGGGCGACGCGUCUGCGCAGCAGCUUAUGGUGCUGGCCGUGGCGGCCGUUGGCUGGCAGGGCGCAGCGCCGCGCCUCGAGGUCACCGAUGGGUGGUACGGCGUCGCGGCCUCGGCCGAUCCGGUUCUGGUGCAGGCGCUACGCAGCGGCCGGCUACGCGUCGGUGACAAGGUCGCGUGCGUGGGGCUGCGCCUGAGCGGCGUGUCCGACGGCAUCGAUCCGUUGUCGCCGGCGGCGCGCAGCGCAGCGCUGGUGCUGAGCGCCAACUGCGUGCGACGCGCGCGCUGGGAUGCGCGACUGGGCUUCCAGCGACGCGGCGCCAUGUUCAUGUCCCUGUCGGCCGUCUACGCGCUGGGCGGCGCCGUCGGCGCGGCGCUGGACGUCGUCGUCGUGCGCAGCUACCCGAUGGUCUUUCGCGAGGCGCUGGCCGGUGGCGCUCACGUCACACGCUGCGAGCGCGAAGAGCUGCGGCUGCACGCUGCCCACGACACGCGCCGCACCGCGCGCCUUCAGGAGCUGGCCGAGGCCCGCUUUGCGCCCGGCAUCGGCACCGGCACCGAGGCCGCCUCCGACGCGCUGCUGCAAAUUGUCGACGCCGAGAUGCCGCCGCGUGCGGUGCGCGCGCUGUUCCGCCUGCUGGUCUGCGACUACCCGGCGCACACGUACCGCACGCCCGAGAGCAGCGGCUCGCGGCUCGCACUCGUCACGUUCUGGGCACCGCGCGGGCUCGGUCCCGCUGACUUUCCUGAGGGCCGGCGUUUUCUGAUGACCGGGCUGACCGUCUCGCCGCAAAACCUUGCCGCCGCGUCCGCCGCGCCGCCGCCGCCGCUGCGCCUCAACUUCAACGCCUCCGGCAGCCGCUCGCGCCCGAUGCCCGCCGACGCCGCUCUCGUCGACCUCUCCGAGUACCGCGAGCGCGGCGCGCUGCAUGUGGACGAGCUGUGCCAUGUUGACGUGUGCCAGGAGGUCGACCUUAUUGGGCGCGUCGAGGCCUGCAGCCACCCUGGCACUGGCGCCGGCGACCGCGACGGUGACGGCGACGGCGACGGCGGCGGCGACAGCAGCGCCAGCGCCAGCAACCGCCGCCGGACGCAGUCUAUCCUGCGCCUGAGCAGCCCCGACGAGCACGGGCACGCCUUCUAUGCAGAAAUAGCCUUCGACGCCCCCGCAUUCGGCUUCAUCAGCCCGGCGCCCGGCUCGCUGGUGACUGUGCGCAACUGCAUCUGCCUGGCACAGUCAAGCGCCGAGCCACGCACCUUUCUGCUGCGCGCCGAGGACUCGACCGAGUUUGCGCUGUGAUUUCAAGAG
Messenger RNA from Kickxella alabastrina, 3409 nucleotides. Its product is annotated as BRCA2, oligonucleotide/oligosaccharide-binding, domain 1-domain-containing protein. The record is from RefSeq and is a predicted model, not a curated record. The transcript has a single exon. Gene Ontology annotation, biological process: regulation of DNA-templated transcription; double-strand break repair via homologous recombination. NCBI's taxonomy places the organism in Eukaryota, Fungi, Kickxellomycota, Kickxellomycetes, Kickxellales, Kickxellaceae. The coding region runs from base 107 to 3400 and encodes 1097 amino acids.